This is a messenger RNA of Malassezia pachydermatis, 675 nucleotides long. RefSeq lists its product as hypothetical. The record is from RefSeq and is a predicted model, not a curated record. The transcript is spliced from 4 exons. Gene Ontology annotation, cellular component: nucleus. Bases 1 to 675 code for a protein of 224 amino acids. NCBI's taxonomy places the organism in Eukaryota, Fungi, Basidiomycota, Malasseziomycetes, Malasseziales, Malasseziaceae.
AUGCAGUGUGGGGGCGAGGCCACGUCGGACGACCGCCGUCCCCUGGUCGGCACAGGUGAUGGGUCCAAUUUGUACAACUACAUUGACCAUGAUCGCGUAUGGGGCGUGAAUAUCGAGCCGCCGGAGUCUGCCAAGGUGGCGCUCAAGCCAUGGGACGAACGACAUUCGAUGGAUCGCUAUAUGGAAAGUGGCGUGGACGACCAGAUGAUUGUGACUAUUCCCUUUACAUGCCCCGUUCGGAUCCAAAGUAUUCUGUUGUUUGCGGGCCGUAGCGAUAUGGCCGUACGGCGAUGUGCCGCCUUUGUGAACCGGCCGCAUGGCAUCGAUUUUGACGAGGCACUCUCGGUCCUUGAUGGCCGUCUCGGCCCUGCAACCAGUGGGCGUGCACAGGCCGACUUUGCCUUGCUGGAGAAUGCGGCGCAGGUCACAUCGUACCCUGUCAGCGCUUCGCGCUUCGCCCACACGAACAGCGUGAGCCUCCUCUUGAGCGAUUCGUUGGCUGGUACCACGUCGCGUAUGUACUAUAUUGGGUUUGUCGGCAAAGCGCUGGAUCCACGCGCAGAUACCACCAAGACACACGAUGUGCCUGCGGCUACGUCCGCGACGCACUCCGUGGAUGGCGUAAGCCAGUCGUAUAGCACAGCUUCUACACCAAGCGGCCUUUGGUAUUCGUAG